AGUAAGUGAAGGAGGAGGGGUUAAGUGACAUGUAUAACACACCUGUCUCAGAGAAGACAGAGCUACUCAGAGGGAGAGGGACAGCUGACAACAACCACGACAAACAACACCCACAACAUCAGGUUUUCCUCUCCAAUCUCCAGGCAUGGACCAGUCUCUCUUCCUCAUCCUGUUGUUCUCAGGGCUGUCCAUCCUCCCCUCAUCCCUCCCUCAUCAGUUCCACUUUGUGAACUUGAUAAAGACCUGGACUGAAGCUCAGAGUUUCUGCAGACAGAACUACACUGACCUGGCCACCAUAGAUGAUGACAUGGCAGAUAUGAAGAAGCUCAAUAACACAUUAUCAGCAGCUGGUUGGAUAGAACCAGCCUGGAUAGGGCUGUAUAACAACAUCUGGAAGUGGUCUCUGGGAGACGGAGAGUUAGAGGGGGAGGGGUUUUGGGCCCAAGGACAAACAAAUAUUGAUCCCAACAGCAAAGAUUUCUGUGUGUGUAUGAUGCAAAAUGGGUCUUGGUUUAAUAACAACUGUAACACGACAUCGAAUUUCAUCUGCUAUGACAAAAAUGCGACCAAUAAGUACAUUCACAUCAAUGAAUCUAAGACUUGGAGUGAUGCUCAGAGCUACUGUCGGGAGAAACACACAGACCUGGCCAGUGUGAGGAACACAACAGAGAUGGAGGCAGUAAAGAGCAUCUUGCUAAAACAUGACAACAAUCAAACAUACAGAGCGUGGAUUGGCCUGCAUAAUCCUCUUGGUGUCUGGAGGUGGUCCGACCAGAGUGGCUCCUCCUACAGAAACUGGGACUUAACAGAGCCGAAUGGGGCAGGUGUGGGAAAGGAAGGAUAUUUCUGUGGAGAAGUAAUAUCGUCUGGAAAGUGGAACGAUAAAGGAUGUACUCACAAACAACCCUUUAUUUGCAACGAUGAUGAACUGGUCCUGGUCUCAGAGAACAAGACGUGGUCAGAAGCCCUGUGGCGCUGCAGAGACCUGGACAUGGAGCUGGUGGCUGCCCACAACCAGAACAUCCAGCACUGGGUUCAACAGAAAGCCAAGAAGGCCUCCACUCCCUUCGUCUGGCUGGGCCUGAGGUACACCUGCACCCUGGACUUCUGGUUCUGGGUCAAUGGAGAAGAGUCCUGCUACCACAACUGGGCUGUCGGGGAGGGCUACAACACCAUUAAGGAGCAGUGUGGGAACACGGGGGCCAUACAGAGAGACGGGGGACAGUGGGUCGGCAAGUCUGAGACUGAGAGAUUCAACUUCAUCUGCAGCAACAGUACUGAUUACUAGGACCAGAGCCUGUUCUCUGGACCAGCUGAACCCUACAGUCCAACACAUUGUUCCAGAAACUGCUCUGUAGAACAGCUAAACCCAACAGCCCAGCACAUUGUUCCAGACCAAUCUCUGUAGACCAGCUGAACCCAAUAGCUCAACACAUUGUUACAGAUCCUGCUCUGUAGACCAGCUGAACACUACAGUCCAGAAUGUUCCAAACCCUGUUCUGUAGACCAGCUGAACCCUACAGUCCAGAAUGUUCCAGACCCUGCUCUGUAGACCAGCUGAACCCUACAGUCCAGAAUGUUCCAGAUAUACAUCAUACAAAGGUGAUGGAUACUCAUUAUUUUAAAUAAAUAUUUGUAUUUGUUUACAGUGAGCUCCAAAAGUAUUGGGACAGUAACAAAUGUUUAGUAGUUUUGGCUCUGUACUCCAACAUUUUCAUUGCAUGUUAGGAAUAUGGGACCAAAUAUUUAGCUUUUGACUAUUUUAGUACAUAUUGAAGUGAAUUUGUCCCAAUACUUUUGGUCCACUAAAAUGGGGACUAUGUUCAAAAACUGCUGUCAUUUCUAAACGAUUAACCCGAUAUGGAUGAAAUUACUGACUGUCUGAACUUUAACCUCAUACUCAUUGUAUUAUUAGAGAUCCAAAGUGCUGGAGUACAGAGCCAGAAAAACAAACAUAGUGUCACUGCCCCGAUACUGUUGGAGCUCACUGGAAAUAAACCAUAGAGCUAUGUAGAGCUCACUGGAAAUAAACCAUAGAGCUAUGUAGAGCUCACUGGAAAUAAACCAUAGAGCUAUGUAGAGCUCACUGGAAAUAAACCAUAGAGCUAUGUAGAGCUCACUGGAAAUAAACCACAGAGCUAUGUAGAGCUCACUGGAAAUAAACCAUAGAGCUAUGUAGAGCUCACUGGAAAUAAACCAUAGAGCUAUGUAGAGCUCACUGGAAAUAAACCAUAGAGCUAUGUAGAGCUCACUGGAAAUACAACAUAGAGCUAUGUAGAGCUCACUGGAAAUAAACCAUAGAGCUAUGUAGAGCUCACUGGAAAUAAACCAUAGAGCUAUGUAGAGCUCACUGGAAAUAAACCAUAGAGCUAUGUAGAGCUCACUGGAAAUAAACCAUAGAGCUAUGUAGAGCUCACUGGAAAUAAACCAUAGAGCUACGUAGAGCUCACUGGAAAUAAACCAUAGAGCUAUGUAGAGCUCACUGGAAAUAAACCAUAGAGCUACGUAGAGCUCACUGGAAAUAAACCAUAGAGCUAUGUAGAGCUCACUGGAAAUAAAUCAUAGAGCUACGUAGAGCUCACUGGAAAUAAACCAUAGAGCUAUGUAGAGCUCACUGGAAAUAAACCAUAGAGCUAUGUAGAGCUCACUGGAAAUAAACCAUAGAGCUAUGUAGAGCUCAUUGGAAAUAAACCAUAGAGCUAUGUAGAGCUCACUGGAAAUAAACCAUAGAGCUAUGUAGAGCUCACUGGAAAUAAACCAUAGAGCUAUGUAGAGCUCACUGGAAAUAAACCAUAGAGCUAUGUAGAGCUCACUGGAAAUAAACCAUAGAGCUAUGUAGAGCUCACUGGAAAUAAAACAUAGAGCUAUGUAGAGCUCACUGGAAAUAAAACAUAGAGCUAUGUAGAGCUCACUGGAAAUAAACCAUAGAGCUAUGUAGAGCUCACUGGAAAUAAACCAUAGAGCUAUGUAGAGCUCACUGGAAAUAAACCAUAGAGCUAUAUAGAGCUCACUGGAAAUAAAACAUAGAGCUAUGUAGAGCUCACUGGAAAUAAACCAUAGAGCUACGU
This is a messenger RNA of Oncorhynchus gorbuscha (pink salmon), 3068 nucleotides long. Its product is annotated as macrophage mannose receptor 1-like. The coding region runs from base 146 to 1288 and encodes 380 amino acids. The transcript has 6 exons. Lineage: Eukaryota; Metazoa; Chordata; Actinopteri; Salmoniformes; Salmonidae. The record is from RefSeq and is a predicted model, not a curated record.